AAAUGCAAAGAAAAAAUAUCUGAAAAAUACUGCUAAAUAAGCAUAUACGUACCGGGUACCCCGGUUAUAGAACAAUGUCGAAAAACUUGGUUAUAGACAAGGGGGUUAAUCGCUUUAGCGCAGUUACUGCUUCUGCUGCCCUUCUGCUCGCAAUUAUUGCAAUUUGAAAUUAAGCCUACGGUCAAAUAUUCCAUCCAGGCUCUUAAUGAAUGGCUUCGAUUCUUUGCCAUGACCACCACCAUCGACUCUACAAUCUUCUUGCUGCUAGUUAGUACCGCUAUUUUACAACCAUUGUUUUACUAUGCCGACAGCUUGGUUAAUUAUUUCUUCGGCUUGACGGAGUAAUUUACCACGAUCACAACAGCAAUGUCGUCAGCAAAUCCUAAAAUUUGUGACCCUAGAGGUAGAUUGAGGCGCAAAACUCCAUCGUGCAUAAUGUUCCAUAACAAGGGGCCUAGGACUGAGCCUUGUGGAACUCCGCCAGUUAUUUUGUGCUACUUUACACUAGCAUCGGUUUUAUAGCGCAGGGGUCUGUCAGAAAGGUAACUGGCGAUAAUCCUACAAAUGUACAUUGGAAUGUGGAAACUAUCAAGCUCGAUCAGAAAUUUGCUCUAAUUCGCCGUAUUGAAGGCGUUCCUAAUGCCCAGCGUUACAAUUAGGCAGUACUUCUUGCUACCGUGUAGCCAUCGAGUACCUUCAAGUGUCUUUUUUUUUUAUCCGAAGGGGGAAUCUUACAUAGAUACCGUCAAUAUAGAUGGCAUGCACGAUUCAUACUGAUCGCUAAGGGUGCACCUCAUUCGGGACCACACACAGUCAGUAUUACUACUAAACUGGACUUGCGAAACAGUACACCUACGUACUAAACCCUAACUUCGACUUCUGUAGCUUUAGUUUGCCCUGCGGUACCGCCGUUUAAGCAUUGCAUCGCAGGGCCAAGCUAGCCAUUAUGGCUCUUCAUUUAUAUUUCUGUCUCCGUCUAUCCUUCAUUACUUCUUUGUCUUCUUUCUCUAAUGCAGUCCCUGUAACACAUUUGCGGACCAUUCUCUCAUCUUGGUCCACACCAACUACGACCUUCAAGUGACUUCUGUGUGUGUGUCUGUACGCAUGUAUAUCCGACUUGUAAGCCAAGCGAUGGCCAUAUAUGUAUGUAUGUAUGUAUAUUAGCCAUGAUAGCAAUUAAUUAAAGACAAUCGAUUGCAAUCGUAAGCAGAAACGUGUCAGCAAUAAUUAUGCAAGAGAUAUUGAGUCAUGCAAUUCGAGCACGCACCGGCACAAAUAGUUACUCGUAUGUGCAAGCGAUAGGUCAGCACGGAGAUUAAGAACUGGUAUCUUGGAGACAAGUACGAGCAUAUCGAGUCAGCAGUAGAUACCCUGAUAUCAAAUGCCGAUGUUCUAAAUAAGCCACUGCUAAGAUAAUGGCCACAAUGCCAACAAAUGGAAAUGAACUUAUAAAUAGCCACUGCGGCCUAAUAUCUUUGAGUAACAUGCACAACUGAACAACGGAUGGACGACGCCAGUUUGCUGCUUGAGAUAAAUAUAAAAAUUAUUAUUAAAAUUACGGAGCUCCCAAGUCGCAGCAAGGAGCAAAGGAUCAUCUUCGUAUUCGACAUAGUGCAGGGUGUCUGAGAAGCAAUCCAAAAUGACCAAUAAUUUAGUGUUAACUCUAGCAAUAACAGUAGCUUGCGUUCUGUUGCAGUAUUGCUUUGCACAGGCGGUGGCAGUUCCUUUUCAACCGACUGCGCUUGGAACUCAGUCACUAAGAACAGUUUCUGCACUUCAAAGUCUGCAUACUCCUCCAGCGCCUUUAGCUAAACAGGCAAUAUUAGCUCCAGCAACAGUGCAGUCUGCUACGGCCACCACAUCACAAGGCAUUCACACUUUUCCUUCACUACAGCUGCAAAAGUUAUCACCGUUACCCAUGAUAGAACCAGCUAGUUCCUUUAUAUCUGCAAUAGCGACAAAAAAACCUUCAGCUGCGCUUUCACCAUCAGCAAUUGGACUCUUUGUGCCGCUUCGCUUAACGGCAACAAUGACUCAACCACCGCCAGUAGCUACGCCACUUCCAGUUGCAAUACCUCAAAACACAUCUGCUACUACUAUUUCGUCUCCGGAGCUUGCCUCAACAACCCAUAGACUGGCUUCGAACUCAGUAAAAUCUGCCACAUUUGCUACUCCAUUUUCCACCGAUGCUCCAGCCAUGAAAAUGGGUACAAAACCGACUCUAUCACACAAGACUCUACUAUCCAUCCAUAAAAAAGAGAUGUUCGGCAAACAUCCAAGCUAUAGAUAUAAAUCGAAACGCCGUUCUAAAGCUACAAAGAAUAAAAUGACUGCAUUCGAGGCAUACUCGAAAAAACGGGUACGAAACCCUAAAGAAGAUUCGAGAACUUACUUUUCACCAGCUGUUUUUGUGGCUCCAGCGCCAAUAACUUAUUCGCCUAACUCAGUUAAGGAAUCCACUGGCUUACCACCGGGCGGUUUCAUCGUUAUUAUGCGUGCAAAUGGCGCUUUAGAGCCGAUAUUACGGCCGCCACUUCCUCAAUGAGCUCACACUAAACUUCUUGUGCUAUAAGUGAUUCUUUAUUUUUAUGUUAAGCAACUGUUUUAUAUUUAAGAAUAAAAUACAAAACAAAAGUUUUUGAUUGCCCUAUUUCCAGUAUAUAUAACCAGCUGCCGCCAUAGCCGAAUGGGUUGGUGCAUGACUACCACUGAGAAUUCAGAGAGAACAUUGGUUUGAAUCUCGGUGAAACACCAAAAUGAAGAAAAAGUUUUUUCUAAUCGCGGCCACUCCACGGCAGGCAAUGGCAAACCUCCGAGUGUAUUUCUGCCAUGAAAAGUUCCUCAUAAAAAAUAUCAGCCGUUCGAAGUCGGCUUGAAAUUGUAGGUCCCUCCAUUUGUGGAACAACAUUAAGACGCAUACCACAAACAGGAGGAGGAGCUCGGCCAAACAACCAAAAAGGGUGUACGCGCCAAUACAUAUAUAUCCAGCUGCCUCUACAUCCCCGUUUUGGGUAUAUAUCCUUCGGGUUGCAAGUCCAAAUCGAUUUUAAAAACAACCUAAUUUUAUGAAGUAGAGUUCUGAAGUUAGGGUGUUCAUGCUGCAUGUAGGCAUAUGCUUCGUCUAAGAAAAAUUAGCGUAAAGCCUUGAAUGAAACACCCAUCCUUAAACUUAAUUGGGGCAACACAACUCUUCAUAGAGCUUUUGUGGUAUGAAGUGAAGUUCGUUAUGUGAGCCAUAUGUUAAGUUUUUUUUGUAAAAUCGACCAGCUAACAUGCUAAGGUUGUGUGCCGGAGGGCGGAGCUCUUGAAAAUGACAUUCUAGAAGAAAUGUAGGAGUUUUACUAAUUUUUUGAGACAUCUGUUAUUGUUGUAAGAGUAUAAAAGAAUCUCCAUAUAAUGUAUAACCGGGUAAUGUAUAACCGACUGUGGUGAAAACAUUAAGGUCAAUAUACUUUCCUCAGUUUUGUAGCACAGCGAUUGAAGGUUCGAAGAUUGGGCAAAUAAAAAAUAAACAUUUUGUGAGCAAAGGGUAUUUUAACCCUAGAACGUCAUCCUUAUUUCUUGCACACUAACGUCAUCCUUCGUCAUUUUGACUACGAUGUAUUUUAAAAAGCUUGUAAAAAAACUUGUCAACAAAAAUAGGUAUCAAAAUUGAUUUGUUAUUUUUAUUUAGAUACUUUAAAAUUAAUAUUUA
Molecule: messenger RNA, 3694 nt
Organism: Anastrepha ludens (Mexican fruit fly)
Lineage: Eukaryota; Metazoa; Arthropoda; Insecta; Diptera; Tephritidae
Exons: 2
Coding region: 1640-2545 (301 amino acids)
Source: RefSeq, a predicted model, not a curated record